This is a messenger RNA of Aureobasidium musti, 492 nucleotides long. Lineage: Eukaryota; Fungi; Ascomycota; Dothideomycetes; Dothideales; Saccotheciaceae. The record is from the annotation of a GenBank genome assembly.
CCCUACCGCCCCAAGGAUGCCCUGGGCUCCGCAAUCAAGGCCGGCAUGAUCACCACCGGCGCUGGUCUUUUCGUCUCGACCAUUCAAAACACCCUCACCAAACAGAACUAUGGCUCUAUGGGCGCCUUUACCAAGUUUGGUGGCACUACCGCCGUCUACGGUGCUAUGGGAGCUGCCUACGAAUUCACCAGAUGCGCCUCGGCCAACCUUAGACAACGCGACGAUGCCUGGAACUCUUUCUGGGGUGGUCUCGCUGUCCGCACCGCUCCUGCCGUCGCUGGUUACGGAACCGCUCUCGCUGUCGUCCUCGGCACCUGGCAGUACGCCGGUGGCAAGAUCACCGGUUACGAAAUUGAUCCCACAGUCGACGAAGUGGCCCGAAAAGAAUACUUGCGCAAGAACAGAAGGAGACCAAUGGAGGAGACGCUCGAGCAGAUUGGCGAGGGACGCGGUAUGGAAAUUCUGCUUUUACGACAUGAGAAAACACACUGA